Molecule: messenger RNA, 1903 nt
Organism: Oreochromis niloticus (Nile tilapia)
Lineage: Eukaryota; Metazoa; Chordata; Actinopteri; Cichliformes; Cichlidae
Product: protocadherin alpha-C2-like
Exons: 1
Coding region: 446-1519 (357 amino acids)
Biological process (GO): homophilic cell-cell adhesion
Cellular component (GO): plasma membrane
Molecular function (GO): calcium ion binding
Source: RefSeq, a predicted model, not a curated record
AACUCUAGUUUUGCUUUAAGUAGAGAUUGAGAACAAACUUGCCUUGAUUUGCCAUUUAGAGGUGUUGGUGAAUGCUGUCAGUGGUGCUGAAACCACGCACUAUUUAUCUUCUUCUUUCUUUCCUAACACCAUGAAAUUUGACAUGUCUUUCUUAACACAAGAUGUACUAUUAUCCAGGGAAAGAAAUUCUUUGAUAGUCACUUGGUGUCACUAUCUGAGCAGAAAAGUGUUUAAAGAUAAGCUCUUUGUCAGCAGUAUGGGACCUCCUAUUUGUGGGAUGGGUUUCACUCGAUGCCUCCUCUUCAUUUAGAGCAUAUAUUCAGCUUAUGUGAACCUGAUACUGCACGGUAGCCUGUCUGGUGAUAUGAAUAUUUUUUAUUAUUUUUCUCAACUCGUGGAAAACUCGGUAUUGUAAAUCACAGAAGAACAUUUUUAUUUCCUAAUUAUGGAGCGAAAACGACCUGGAGCAUCAAAAGACGAAUUGCGGUGGAUCGCUUUCAUUGUUGUAGUUAUUCUAGUGUGGAGCAGCGCUUCGGCGCAGAUCAGAUAUUCCAUUGCCGAGGGAGUCAAUGAAGGAACUGCUGUUGGAAAUAUAGCGAAGGAUUUGGGAUUGGAGAAGAAUACAUUGAAAGAGAGAGGAUGUCGCAUUGUUGAGGGUUCAUCGGAGUCGUUUUUUCACGUUGACCAAAACGAUGGAAUAUUAUAUGUUGACCGUAUUAUUGACAGAGAGAAGGUUUGUGAGAGAAACAUUGCGUGUUUGAUCAACCUAAAAACAGUGCUUGAAAACCCUCUUGAAAUUCAUUAUGUGACUGUGGAGAUUCAGGAUGUGAACGAUCAUGCUCCUAGCUUUUCAGUUAAACAGUACCGUCUCGAAAUUUCGGAGUCAGUUUUACCAGGUUUGCGCCUCCAGCUGCAGGCAGCGCAUGACCCCGAUGUUGGUCAGUUUUCUGUCCAAGAGUAUAAGCUCAGUCCCAAUAAUCACUUUCGAUUAGAAGUUAAAGAUCGCGGAAAAGAGGGAAAAAUACCGAUUUUAGUCUUACUCAAGACGCUGGACAGGGAAACAAAGAAAAUUCAUAAGCUACUUCUUUCAGCUAUUGAUGGAGGGAAGCCAAGUAAAUCUGGAACAGCUGAAAUAUUUAUUGAUGUGUUGGACGUUAAUGAUAAUAUGCCAGUUUUCAAUGAAGACACGUACUCGGUACUUGUGAACGAAAACACUCCCACCGGUACAACAAUAGUAAAAGUAAAUGCUUCUGACUUAGACGAGGGAUCAAAUGGUGAGCUUAUCUAUUCUUUAGGUAGCAAUGUAAACCACAGGAUACGCGAACUAUUUCGUGUUGAUCCAAACACCGGUGAAAUUAUUAUUCAAGAUGUGCUAGAUUUCGAAUCAGAGGAAAGUUAUGAAAUUGAUAUACAAGCGUCUGAUAAAGGCUCGGCUCCGUUAAGGACUGUUAAGAGAUUUUCAAAUGUUUCAAGUAUUAUUCCCACUGCCAUUUGUACGUUAUUGAAAGUUUAUCUUUAAUUUUAGUGUUAAUAGUUGUUUACCCAUUUAUUCUUUCCAUUUAAUCGUAUUUUAUGAUUUUACUGUUUCGCUGAAGUGAAGCUUAAAUGAAAGACAAAAGCAUAGUGUUCUCAGAUAUGAUUCACCCAGUAUAUUUCCUCUGCACCUGGCUCUCUACGAGCCGUUUCACUCCCAGGAAGGGGAGAGCAGGACGUUCUUAUCUAUACACUCCCAAAUACAAAGAGGGGCCCAUUCUUCAGAAUCACACACACACACUCUGAGAUCAUAAACUUCACACACACACACAUACUCUGAAACGCUAUAAAUAAAGAACUGCCACAAAUGCUGGUUGUGAGCCUGAGACAGCAGCACUCACCCAGCGUGCGCACGUUGUUACCAUCUAAA